AUGGUUAACGUCAAUAGACUUAUUAGUAUAGCAACCUAUGAUAUCGGAACCAAUACAUUGAAUAUGAGACGAAAAUGCAAAAGUGACCGCCGUUUAGACGGUAAGGUAGUUGUGAUUACCGGCGCCAACACUGGUAUCGGAAAAGAAACGGCUUUACUUCUCUCGAAACGCGGUCCAAAGAUAUACAUGGGUUGUCGUAAUAUAGAGAAAGCUGAGUCGGCUAUCAAUGAUAUCAAAACGGCUAAUCCCGGCGCAGACAUAGUAGCACUUAAACUGGAUUUGGCGUCAUUGAAGUCUGUCCGACAGUUUGCUAGUGAACUAAAGGAAAGGGAGUCAGUGAUCGACAUAUUGAUCAAUAACGCCGGUAUUAUGGCCUGUCCUGAAUGGAAGACAAAGGAUGGCUUUGAGAUGCAGUUCGGCACUAAUUAUUUGGGUCCGUUUCUACUAAACAUGUUACUAUUGCCCCAACUUAAACAAUCAUCAGGAGUCGCACGUAUUGUUAAUGUGUCGUCCAGUAUGCACGCUGUAGGCCGUAUCAAGUUUGACAACCUUAAUCUAGUUAACGGUGCCUACAAUCCUACCCGUGCCUACGGUCAAAGUAAACUGGCAGUAGUGUUGGCCACACGAGAAAUGGCCCGUCGAUUGGGACCCAAAAGUACUGUAAACUGUUAUGUCCUGAAUCCCGGUGCCGUCAAAACGGAACUCCAGCGACACAGUAGUGCAACAAAAAUGAUGGACUCGUUGUUUAUUACGCCUGAAUUGGGAUCUCAGACCACACUCUACUGUUCAUUGGAUGAGUCGUUGGACAAGGAAUCGGGUUUUUAUUACGAUAAUUGCAAACGUGUGGACAAAAUGGUCAAAGAGGCGACCGAUGAUUUGACGGCAAACAAAUUAUGGGACAUUACUUGCGAUUUGGUUGAUAUCGACAAACAUUUAAAAAUUUAA
Oppia nitens is the source of this 945-nucleotide messenger RNA. RefSeq names its product retinol dehydrogenase 13-like. NCBI's taxonomy places the organism in Eukaryota, Metazoa, Arthropoda, Arachnida, Sarcoptiformes, Oppiidae. The record is from RefSeq and is a predicted model, not a curated record. The transcript has 4 exons. The coding region runs from base 1 to 945 and encodes 314 amino acids.